Mangifera indica (mango) is the source of this 1647-nucleotide messenger RNA. RefSeq lists its product as uncharacterized. The transcript is spliced from 6 exons. The record is from RefSeq and is a predicted model, not a curated record. Gene Ontology annotation, cellular component: membrane. NCBI's taxonomy places the organism in Eukaryota, Viridiplantae, Streptophyta, Magnoliopsida, Sapindales, Anacardiaceae. The coding region runs from base 222 to 1253 and encodes 343 amino acids. Gene Ontology annotation, biological process: Golgi vesicle transport.
ACCGUUGUUUUCACGAGACAUUAUCACUCCUGCUGCAACCAAAAAGCCCGUCUUUUACGCUUUUUCUCGUCUAUCGUUAUCCUUCAAAUGCUAGAUUACCACAAUCUAAUUAUAUAUUUGUCUGCUGUAUCGAUUAAUACGUAGAUUCCAUUCGCGAGAUUUUCUUUCGGGUAAAUUGAUAAAUGAUUGUUAAUUAAUCUAGUGGAGCGAGAGUUUUGGAAAUGGCUUCGAGUUUUAACCGGUGGGAGAAGGAUCCAUUUUUUUCUGCGGCCGAGGAAGUUCAGGAAUCGGCUGACAGGAUGGAGUCGAUGUUUAGAACAUGGAUUCACGCAAAUAAAGUUGCUUCUAGCGGGUGGGAUUCUAAGGAACUCCGUAGGGACUUAUGUACUUCCCUCGGUACAACAAAAUGGCAGUUAGAGGAGUUUGCAAGGGCUGUCAAAUCAAAUUAUAUCAAAAGCUCGAUUGAUGAUGCAAGAGAUAGGCAUAAACAAUUCAUUAUUGCAAUUGAGGACCAAAUUUUAAAAAUUGAGAUGUCGUUAGAGGAUUCAGCUCGUACAGAGGGCAAGGCAUCCCUGCCGUGGGUGUGCCUGGAUGAAGGUGAGUGUAAUGAACUUGCGUUGUUUUUGUCGGGGCCAUCCAUGUCUGAUGACAAAGCUCUUGUCAAAGGCCAAGCGAAGGAAAAUGAAGUACCACUAGUUACAGUUAAAGAGCCAACACUUGAUUAUUUAACAAAUUCUAGUCAAUCUGUUCAGUGGGAUUCCUUGGAGGCUAUGGAUGAGAAGCCAUAUGGGCAUAGGAGAACAGCCAGUGCUUGUGCUGACGUUGGUACUUGGAAUAUAGCAAUUAGUGAUGAUGGUUGCCAACAAAAUUCUUCCAAAGAGAAGCCCACUUUGCCCCCACGAAAGAUACCUAGUGUUUCUGGGUUCCUUAAUUCCAUGGAAUCUGUGGCCAAGUUGAAGUUGUCAAAGAAUGGAAUUAGGAAGUGGAAAUCAGUAGAUCGUUUCCAGGAAGCUGAUACUGCAUUAUUGAAAGCUUCUCAGUUGACUAGAGGUAUAAAUGCAUGUUAUGAAAAGAGCAAGAGUUGCCUAGACAGUUGUGACGAUUGCUAUGAUAAGCAACUUUAUGGCUGGUAUGGAUCUAUUCACAGACUGCUUCAGAGGUCUCAAUACCAAAUGCAAUAUUGUCGGCCUGUUCAAGUGGCAUUGUGGAUUGUUCUUCUCCUUUGCUUGAUUGGCCUCUGGUGGUUAAUCUGAUUUCUUGUCUGUAAAGUAGUUAUAUUUGCGAUCUGUUUUUGAAAAGGAAAGGUAGAAUCUUCAUCUGGCAUUCUAUAUUUGAAGCAGUGUGUGGGUGUGUGAAGAAUACCGGUGCACAUUGAUACUAGCCGGAUAUUGAGGGGUAGGUAUUUUCUUCGAAAAGAGUCACCAAUGACCAAACCCAAACACUAACACCCUUGAAACACUUCCUCAUCCCCAUCAUAUUUUUUUUUCUUUAAAUCACCAAAUGAUUUCUUUUUCUUCCAAGUCUGAUUUUCUGUUGCAUUGUUCUAACAGCCGGGAUAAUGGCUGAGAAUGUGGAACCACAGUUUUAGUCAAAGAUCUGUAACUUCGUUCUUUGUUCCUGUAAUAUAAUCUGAGCUGUUUCUUUUUU